AUUAUGACAACAUUCCCAAGCGACAUUGCUCAGAAGGAGCCAAUCCCAUCAGAUCGCGUAGCGGUUGUUUUACCUCAGGAUAACUUCAUGCGUUAUCGUGAUAUGAACUUGCGUAAUCGCAGAAACGAUAGUUCCAAGAAUGGCGUUGCUCGAGUUGCUGACGCAAAUGAGGGUACUGGUACCCAGCGUGCGGUGGCUGGAUCGCGUAGUUGGGAGUGCAGGGUUGGACGUGAUUGA
Messenger RNA from Gongylonema pulchrum, 237 nucleotides. Lineage: Eukaryota; Metazoa; Nematoda; Chromadorea; Rhabditida; Gongylonematidae. The record is from the annotation of a GenBank genome assembly.